Messenger RNA from Carassius auratus (goldfish), 2711 nucleotides. RefSeq names its product zinc finger and BTB domain-containing protein 18.2-like. NCBI's taxonomy places the organism in Eukaryota, Metazoa, Chordata, Actinopteri, Cypriniformes, Cyprinidae. Gene Ontology annotation, biological process: regulation of transcription by RNA polymerase II. The transcript is spliced from 2 exons. Gene Ontology annotation, cellular component: nucleus. Gene Ontology annotation, molecular function: DNA-binding transcription factor activity, RNA polymerase II-specific; protein binding. The record is from RefSeq and is a predicted model, not a curated record. The coding region runs from base 626 to 1936 and encodes 436 amino acids.
CGGACCUGAAUGUGACACAAUGUAUCGCUGCGCGGCGCGGCGCCUUUGAUCCGCGACGCUGUCUGAGUUCCGCCGCCGCUCCUCACGAGACCGGAGUUUCUAACACAGCUCCGUGCAUCAGCUAACGAGACGCUCGGGAGCGAAAUAAGACGUUAAAGACGGAGUUAAAGCGCGUAAAAGUUCCGCGUAACGCGCCGCUGUCUAGUUCUCGCGAGUUUGUUUUCAAACAAAAGUAUCCUGUCACGAGCUCGCUCGCGCUUCCAACUCUUUAACAUGAGCGAGGAGGAUCGUGUUACGAUUUAAACGCGUUAAAACGCAAGAACUCAGAAGUUUGAGGUUCCUCAGAGGAACAUAUGGCAUAAAGACACAGCUGGAGAUUUGAGGCUGAUGUCAGAGCAGCUGACUCUAGAGAUCACACACACACACACACACACACAUGGAGAGGUCGCGUUCAGUCGGCUGGUGCUCUGGAACUGUUCUUUUCCUCGUGUUUAUAUGACGAUCGUCAUGUUUGAGUUCGAGAUGUGAGAUGUUGUGUGCGCGUGACUGGAUCCACGCUCGUUCACCGAAGACCCGCUUGUGCGCGCGCUGAAACUAGACGGGCUGCUGAGAUCACGCCAUCAGCAUGGAGUUCCCAGACCACAGCCGGCAGUUACUGCAGUGUCUGAGUCAGCAGAGACACCAGGGCUUCCUCUGCGACUGCACUGUGCUGGUGGGAGACACACGCUUCAGAGCCCACCGAGCCGUCCUGGCCUCGUGCAGCAUGUACUUCCACCUCUUCUACCACGACCAGCCGGACAAGAGAGACGUGGUGCAUCUGAACAGCGACAUCGUGACGGCGCCGGCGUUCGGGCUGCUGCUGGAGUUCAUGUACGAGGGAAAGCUGGAGUUCGGCGCUCUUCCGGCGGAGGACGUCCUGGCGGCAGCCAGCUACCUGCACAUGUACGACAUCGUGAAAGUCUGCAAAGGAAAGCUGAAGGAUAAGGAGCAGAAUGACACAGAUUGCGGCGGGCAGAAGGCGAACGGUCACCCCGAAGGGUCCCCGGACCUUGUAGGUGUCAAUUAUGUGUCAGCCGAGGCCGAGGCCUGUGUCCGAACAGCUGGAAAAACAAAAGCUGAUGUCAGUAGUUCAUCCGUCCCGGUGUCCCAGAGGUCGGAUGACACGGAGCGAGCGCUGGAUUUAUCUUUCAAGCCUCUGUCGAGUCGAGACGGCUUCCACCCCUCCUUCGUCUCGGGACAGCUGGCCCUCGACAGCCAGCAGCAGGGCACCGAGCCACUUGUUAAAGACGAACAUGACUUGCUGUCAGAGCAGGAGGACGGUGAUCCGGUGAGCCCGGAGAGCCAGCGCUUUGGGAGUUCAGUGGUGACAGGGUUCACUGCCCUCUUCGCUGAAAACAAGGCUCCGGACGACGAGCUGAUGGAGGAGGAGAGAGCGCUGCGUGUGCGUCCAGAGCACCACCUCCGGGACAGCGAGGGCGAGGAUGAGGACGACCUGGCGUCCUCCGACAUCUCCACGUCCAGCGGCGUUCUCCUCCCGCAGGUCUGCGUGUGUCCGCUCUGCAGCAAGGUCUUCCCGAGCCCACACGUGCUCCAGCUCCACCUCAGCUCGCACUUCAAGGAGAAAGACGGCGUUCGCUCCAAGCUCUCGCCCGACGGCUCCGUCCCGACCUGCUCGCAGUGCGGCAAGACCUUCUCCUGCAUGUACACGCUGAAGCGGCACGAGCGCACGCACUCCGGCGAGAAGCCGUACACCUGCGCACAGUGCGGGAAGAGCUUCCAGUACUCACACAAUCUGAGCCGGCACGCCGUGGUGCACACGCGAGAGAAGCCACACGCGUGUAAGUGGUGCGAGCGGCGCUUCACUCAGUCCGGAGAUCUGUACCGACACAUACGCAAGUUCCACUGCGGCCUCGUCAAGACGCUCGCCAUCGGAUAACAGCCGCGCAACCACAUCCCUGUUUUUAUCAAUAACAAGAAUAGGCAGGAUUUUGCAGAUGGCAGAAAAUUGGUUCAUUAAUGACACAUGUAAAACACGUUUGAGCAAACUUGGGACUUUGACACACGCACACACAAUACAUUUAUUUAUCCUAAUAUAUAUUUAAUAUUGAACGUGUGUGUGAUUAACUGUGAUUAUAUUUGUAGCUAUAGACAACAAUGCAUGGUCUACACUUUUCAUUUAUGCCGAAAAUCAUUAGGAUUUUAAGUAGAGAUCAUGUUCCAUGAAGAUAUUUAGUAAAUUUCCUACCACAGCUAUAUCAAAACUUCAUUUUGGAUCAGUAACAUGCAUUGCUAAGAACUACUUUUCUCAAUAUUUCGAUUUUUGUGCACCCUCAGAUUGCACAUUUUCACAAAUAUUAACAGUUAAAAAACGUGUCCGUGUCAAAGUCCCAAAUGCAUCAAAUUGUUGAUGAACCGUAAAACACACACACACACACACACACACACACACACACUGAUAAACCAGUUCUGCAGCUCCGUCUUAAAGUGACGUGAUCUUUUAAAGCCACUGGCUCUGGGUCUAGCGUUUUGAUUUAAGAGGACAUGAAGGACUAGUUAAGCUUAAACUAGUCUCAGAAGAACAUCUAUUGGAACACAAGUCGUUUUAUUUUAUUUCUACAAACAGAAAUCGAGUCGAAGCACUGCUGACCGAAUCCCAGAAACCUUUCACUGGGCUUUUCUUCAUUAUUUUCUCGACCGAUUGUUUUUUGAAG